UAUUGUCAUUAUUAUAAUAGUCAUAUAUUAUCCUAUCAUAUAUCCCUUCAGGCUGAAUCUUACUCAUCGCAUCUUCUUCACUCACACCAGCCAACCUCAUGUCCUCUGUCUGCACAUCCAUAUAUCUCCUCCUUGGUUGUCCUCUUGUCCAUCCUUCUACCAAUAUAUUCAGUAUCUCUCCUCUGCAUAUAUCCAAACUAUUUCAGUCUGGCCUCUCUGACUUUGUUGCUAAUGCAGGCAACGUGAGCCAUCCUUCUGAUUAGCUUGUUUCUGAUUCUGUCCAACCUCGUCAAUCCUAAGGAGGCAUCUUCAUCUGUGCUCCAUCUCAUCCUCUUGUCUCUUCCAUAUUAUCCUAUUAUAUAUACUAUAGUAAUUAUGAUAAUAACAUAGUCCUAAUGUCACAUUAUGCAUAUUUUUCUAUUCAGUGCCUGGUGUUGAGAUUGGUUUAAGGGAAUUAUGUUUUCUACAUGCAGAUUUUUAUGUUCCUGCUUGUUACAAGAGAAAAAGUUUGGAAAGAGGAUGAUGAGCCUUUACAGUGCUUAUGAGACUUUGCAGAGAUGUCACCAUAUAGUCUUUAAAGUGGAGGAAUGGGAUGUAGUGAGUGCAGAGCUGCUUCCAGAAGCCACAAACAUUAACUCAGAAUAAUUAAGCUAAAUGAAGCUUUUUUUUUAAAAAAUUAUAGUUGAUUUCUAUUUAAUCUUGUGAACGUAUAUGGUUGUUAUACAACUGUCCUGCCUUAAAGUGCCACUCGGGGAUGAAGUUUCUUUGAUUUGAUUUGAUUUUGAUUAACAGGUUUUAUUCUGUUAUUGUUGUUUUGACCCCCUUGUUUGUUGUGUGUUUAUGACCUGUCUCUUUUUUUGUAUGGCAGCAUGGUGGUGUAGUCGUCUAAAAGCAAGAAGGUCCUGGAUUCGAUUCAAGACUCUGUGUGUGUUCCCCUUCAUGUUUUCGGUUGACUGCAGUAAAUGAAGGAAAUACUGGCAGUUUCGAUCACAGACCAGCAGAUGGAAGUAAAAACAUUAAUUUAAGGAAAAGCUGCUGUGGACGAUUAAUCACACUUCUUGUAAACUGCCUAACGCGAAAUUAGCCUUUAAUCGCAGUUUAUUGUUAAAUCACUGAAUACAAGUUACCUACAUGCAUAAAAAGCACAUUUUCUUCUUAAGGAAUUGUGGCAUGGGUAAAUUGGGUAAACAUGCAAAAAUGUAAUUCAUGUAAGAAAAAUGUUUGUGGGCAGUCCUUUCCUUUUCUAUCAGGCACCGCAAAUUGGUACCCAGAAGGGUCCUGAACACAACACACGUGUUUCGUGCGCCGUAACCAUGGCGGACCUGCAGAUGAAGCUUCUCCGCAAGAAAAUUAACAAAAGGAAUCAAAGAAACAAAGAGCGCAAACUACAAGCGAAGCGAACAGAAGACGAGAAAAUCUCUGUUUUUAAUGAACACGGGGAGUCCACUAAAAAACUGAAGAAGAAUGGGCUACCAGGCGAAGAGACAGCCACCACGCAGCAACCUCUGAAGAAGAAGAAAAAGAAGAAGAGGAAGCUCACUGACUGUGCAGAAUCAUCAGUUGGGAAGAAGAUCAAAACGAUGGAAGAAACCCAGGAGGAGGGGGAAAUGGAGCAAUCUGCAGCAGCCGAUGAAGAUGGUGAAGAGGCUACUGAUGAAGCUGCAGAAGAAGAGGAAGCUUCAGAAGGAGAGGAUGAAGAUGAUCAACCUGAAUUACCGUCAGGGUUAACAGGAGCAUUUGAGGACACAUCAUUUUCCUCCCUGGCUGGCCUUGUGAGUGAGAACACUCUGAAAGCAGUACAGGAGAUGGGCUUCCAACACAUGACUGAGAUCCAGCACAAAAGUAUACGUCCCUUGCUGGAAGGAAGGGACGUGUUGGCUGCAGCCAAGACGGGCAGUGGUAAAACCUUAGCCUUCCUCAUUCCGUCAAUAGAGCUCAUCUACAAACUCAAGUUCAUGCCCAGGAAUGGCACAGGUAUAGUCAUCCUUUCACCCACACGUGAGUUGGCAAUGCAGACCUACGGUGUGCUGAAGGAACUGAUGAAACACCACGUGCACACAUACGGUCUGAUCAUGGGCGGCAGCAACCGCUCUGCAGAGGCUCAAAAACUGUCCAACGGUGUCAGCAUCCUGGUGGCCACACCUGGACGUUUACUGGACCACCUGCAGAAUACGUCUGACUUUAUGUACAAGAACCUCCAGUGCCUGAUUAUUGACGAGGCUGAUCGUAUCUUAGAGGUUGGCUUCGAGGAGGAGCUGAAGCAGAUCAUCAAAUUGCUGCCCAAGAAGAGACAGACCAUGCUUUUUUCAGCCACUCAGACACGUAAGGUAGAAGACUUGGCUCGUAUCUCCCUGAAAAAAGAACCUCUGUAUGUUGGGGUGGAUGAUGACAAGGACAAAGCAACUGUUGACGGCCUUGAGCAGGGAUAUGUGGUGUGUCCAUCAGAGAAACGCUUCCUGCUUCUCUUCACUUUCCUGAAGAAGAAUCGGAAGAAAAAGCUAAUGGUCUUCUUCUCCUCCUGCAUGUCUGUGAAAUACCACUAUGAGUUGCUCAACUACAUCGACCUGCCUGUCAUGGCCAUCCAUGGCAAACAGAAGCAGACCAAACGUACAACCACCUUCUUCCAGUUCUGCAAUGCUGACACUGGCAUCCUCCUGUGUACAGAUGUGGCAGCUCGAGGCCUGGACAUCCCUGAGGUGGACUGGAUUGUUCAGUAUGACCCCCCAGAUGACCCAAAGGAAUACAUCCACAGGGUGGGCAGAACAGCCCGAGGACUCAACGGACGAGGCCAUGCGCUUCUUAUUCUGCGACCAGAGGAACUUGGCUUCCUACGUUUCCUCAAACAAGCCAAGGUCCCAUUGAGUGAGUUUGAAUUUUCCUGGAGUAAAGUCUCAGAUAUCCAGUCCCAGCUGGAGAAGCUAAUUGAGAAGAACUACUACCUCCACAAGUCGGCUCAAGAAGCCUACAAGUCCUACGUGAGAGCGUAUGAUUCCCACUCGCUCAAACAGAUCUACAGUGUCAACACCCUCAACCUCCCAAUGGUGGCAAUGUCCUUUGGCUUCCAAGUUCCUCCAUAUGUUGAUCUGAAUGUCCACAGCAGUAAAGGGGCCAAGUUACAAAAGCGAGGUGGUGGAGGCGGGUUUGGAUACCAGAAGUCCAAGGACGUGCACAAAUCCAAAAUUUUCAAACACUUCAACAAAGGCAAGAGCGAGAGGAGGCAGUUCUCUCGCUAGGUCGUCAAGGACGGAUUGCUCCAGCGUAUUCUCUGCUUCAAACAGAGCUCCAUCCAGGUGUAUGUGGGCAACUCAUCUGAUAUUAAACCUUCUCCCCAGACAUAAUUUACAUAUACAUGUAAUCAAACAUUAUGGACUAAGAUAAACUUUGUGUGUCCCUCGAUGUAUAAACAACUUGGAUUUCUAGUAUUUUGGAUCAGAUGAAAAGUAUUAAAGAUCCAUGUUGGCUAUGUUUAAACGUUUAUAUUCAAAAUGUUCCCCCAUAUAUACAAAGCAAAGACAUGAGGUGCUGAUUUACUUUUUAUUAUCAGAUGAAUUAGAAUUUACAUUAAUGCAUCGUAAAAACCCUGCAAUGCAUUGUCUGCUACAGGUACACAAAUAAAAUAUACAAACAUUUGCAUUUCAA
Molecule: messenger RNA, 3639 nt
Organism: Betta splendens (Siamese fighting fish)
Lineage: Eukaryota; Metazoa; Chordata; Actinopteri; Anabantiformes; Osphronemidae
Gene: ddx18
Product: DEAD (Asp-Glu-Ala-Asp) box polypeptide 18
Exons: 14
Coding region: 1218-3233 (671 amino acids)
Biological process (GO): maturation of LSU-rRNA from tricistronic rRNA transcript (SSU-rRNA, 5.8S rRNA, LSU-rRNA)
Cellular component (GO): nucleolus
Molecular function (GO): RNA helicase activity; nucleic acid binding; ATP binding
Source: RefSeq, a predicted model, not a curated record